GACUGACCCGUUCAGUCUCUUGUUCGCUUUUUCUGCACCAACUUUCUUCCGUCCGAGACCAAAGAGCCGGCGACGGAAGCUGUCCCCAUUCAAUCAUUGAUGCCUUUCUUCUCUGGCAACCGCCGUGGCAGCGCCGGAGGUAGCUUUGGCCAUGCCGUCCUCCCCACCAGCAACACCAAGCCGAAGCCCCUCCGAAAACCUUCCGGUAUUCGCCGUCGCAAUCCCUUCUCCCCUUCGUCCACCUUCUUCGCCAUCGGGAUCUCCCUCUCCCUUCUCCUAUUCCUGGCUGUCUUCCUGCGCUACGGAGUACCCAGCCACGUCUCUUCCUCCUCUGCUUCCACCUCAAAGAGCUCCCAAAUUGUUCGCCCUUCUUCCAUUCGUCGUGCGACCCCAAAAUCCGAUGGCGCUGUUGCGGAAGGAGCGAAGAGGAGUGGGGGCAACAUAUCUGCUGCCACGGUUGACAUCACAACGAAGGAUCUCUAUGAUCGGAUCGAAUUUCGGGAUAUGGAUGGGGGAGCUUGGAAGCAGGGUUGGAAGGUCAAGUACGAUGGGAAUGAGUGGGAUGAGGAGAAGCUAAAGGUUUUCGUCGUGCCGCACUCGCAUAAUGAUCCCGGGUGGAAGCUGACGGUGGAGGAGUACUAUGAUCGGCAGUCCAGGCAUAUAUUAGACACCAUCGUCGAGUCCCUCUCGAGGGAUGUACGCCGCAAAUUUAUAUGGGAAGAGAUGUCAUACUUGGAGAGAUGGUGGCGGGAUGCGUCAGACUUGAAAAGGGAAAGUUUUACCAAUUUGGUCAGGAAUGGGCAGUUGGAGAUUGUUAGUGGGGGAUGGGUGAUGAAUGAUGAGGCAAACUCGCAUUAUUUUGCUAUCAUAGAUCAGAUAAUGGAGGGAAAUAUGUGGCUAAAUGAUACUAUCGGUGUUGUUCCCAAAAAUUCAUGGUCCAUAGAUCCAUUUGGUUAUUCAGCUACCAUGGCAUACCUUCUUCGACGGAUGGGCUUCAGGAACAUGCUUAUCCAGAGGACCCAUUAUGAAGUGAAAAAGGAGUUAUCUUUGAACAAAAAUCUUGAAUAUAUAUGGAGGCAGAGCUGGGAUGUGGAUGAAGCUACAGAUAUAUUUGUCCACAUGAUGCCGUUCUACUCUUAUGAUAUUCCACACACUUGUGGACCUGAGCCGGCUAUAUGUUGCCAGUUUGAUUUCGGUCGAAUGGGUGGUUUUGGGUAUGAAUACUGCCCUUGGGGAAUUAGCCCUGUUGAAACAAAUCCUGGUAAUGUGCAGGAGAGAGCAUCAAAACUUUUGGACCAGUACAGAAAAAAAUCUACUCUAUAUAGAACCAACACUCUUCUUAUUCCUCUAGGAGAUGAUUUCCGUUAUGUUAGUGUUGGUGAAGCAGAAGCUCAAUUUAGAAAUUAUCAAAUGCUCUUUGAUUACAUAAAUAACAAUCCCAUUUUGAGGGCUGAAGUUAAGUUUGGUACGCUUGAAGAUUAUUUCACUACUCUACGUGAGGAAGCAGAAAGAAAGAACUAUUCCGUCCAUGGAGAAAUUGGAUCUGGAGAACUUGGUGGAUUCCCUUCUCUUUCUGGUGAUUUUUUUACUUAUGCUGACAGGAAUCAAGAUUACUGGAGUGGAUACUAUGUUUCAAGGCCAUUCUUCAAAGCAGUUGAUCGCAUAUUGGAACAGACACUUCGUGCAUCAGAGAUUAUGGUUUCAUUUGUUCUAGGAAGCUGUCAGAAGUUACAAUGUUCAAAACUUCCCAUAAGUUUCUCCCACAAGUUGACUGCUGCUAGGAGGAAUCUAGCUCUAUUCCAGCAUCAUGACGGAGUUACUGGUACUGCAAAGGAUCAUGUGAUGGAAGACUAUGGGACACGGAUGCAUACUUCUUUGCAAGACUUGCAGAUAUUUUUGUCAAGAGCAGUUGAAGUCCUUCUUGGUGACAUUCAUGACAAGAGAGAUCCUACAGUAUUGGCGAAGUUUGAGCCUGAGCAGACGAGAUCUAGAUAUGAUGUCCAGGCAGUCCAUAGGAUUCUUGACAUUUCUGAGGGGCAGGCUCGUUCAGUGGUCUUCUUUAACCCUUUGGAGCAAACAAGGGUUGAGGUUAUUAUGGUCGUCACAUCCACACCCGAUAUUUCAGUCAUCGAUUCGAAUGGAGCCUGUGUUCCGAGCCAAAUUUCUCCAGAGUGGCAACCAUCCAUGAAGGACAAGAUUUUCACAGGCCAUCAUCGUCUUUAUUGGAAGGCUUCAGUACCUCCAAUGGGCUUGGAAACCUAUUAUGUUACUCGUGGACUUAAAGGUUGUGAAAGAGCAGCUCCUGCUGAACUAAAGAUAUCUCCUGAUUUGAGUUCUUUAUCGUGCCCUUCUCCUUAUACCUGUUCAAAAUUAGAAGGGGACAAGGCAGAAAUUCGCAAUGCCCACCAUACACUUAUAGUUGAUGUAAGUCAUGGUUUGCUACAGCAAAUAAUUCAUAAAGAUGGCCGAAAAACUAUGCUCGGGGAAGAAAUAGGCAUGUAUAGCAGUAUUGGAAGUGGGGCCUACUUGUUUAAGCCUACGGGUGAGGCUCAUACAAUUAUUGAGAAGGGAGGCCUCCUGAUAAUAUCAUCAGGACCACUUGUGCAAGAAUUUUACUCUAUUCCGAAGACUACAUGUUCAAAAACACCAGUCUCUCACAGCACGCGAAUCUACAAGGGAGAGAACACUUUGCAAGAAUUACUAAUUGAGAAGGAGUACCAUGUCGAUAUACUCGGGGGAGAAUUUAAUAACAGGGAGCUUAUUGUCAGAUUUAAGACAGACAUUGAAAACAAGAGGAUUUUCUAUUCUGAUCUAAAUGGUUUUCAAAUGAGCAGGAGAGAAACGUAUCAUAAAAUCCCAUUGCAAGGUAAUUAUUAUCCAAUGCCUUCUCUCGCCUUCUUACAGGAUACAUUAGGUCGUAGGUUUUCUGUGCACUCCAGACAGUCAUUGGGAGCAGCAAGCCUUAAGGAUGGUUGGCUGGAGAUCAUGUUAGACCGCCGUCUCGUUAAUGAUGAUGGCCGCGGUCUUGGACAAGGAGUCAUGGAUAACCGUCCCAUGAAUGUUGUCUUCCACAUCCUCAUGGAAUCCAAUGUCUCUGUCCUACCCUCUACCAAAAAUUUGACCUUACAGCCUUCAAUUCUUUCCCAUUCUGUUGGAGCCCACCUAAACUACCCCAUGCAUGCAUUUGUUAGCAGGAAAGAGGAGUCAAUAGCGUCAAAGCCAUCCUUGGGAACCUUUGCUCCUUUGGCUUCUUCCUUGCCAUGUGAUUUGCAUAUAGUUAACUUAAAAGUUCCACAGCCUCUAAAGUUCCCCCAGGGCCAGUCAGUUGAACCAAGGUUUGCCAUUUUGUUACAGAGAAGGGGUUGGGAUUCUUCAUACUGUAGUAGGGGGGAAUUGCAGUGUUCAUUGGUGACUAAUGAACCUGUGAAUAUUGUCAACAUUUUUAAAGAUCUUUCCGUUCAGAAUAUGAAGCCAACUUCUUUGAAUCUUCUGCAUGAUGACACUGAAAUACUAGGAUAUGUCGGACAGCAGGGCAACGUAGGUCAAGAGGAUAAUUUGCUGAUAUAUCCCAUGGAAAUACAGGCAUUCAAAUUAGAGCUGCAACGACGAACUUGACUAAGUACAUACACUAACAUAUAUCAGAAUAGUUGAAGUCAUGAUAAUUUCUCCUUUAUGUAUCAUUCUCUCGAGCUCAUUAUCUGAAUCUUAGCUUGUUUUUCUCAUCCCAUUGGUUGGUUGAACAGUAGAGCGAGUUCUGUAGGCGGCUAUUUGAAGUUUUCUCAAUUGUACCAUCUGAGCUAAAGCUUUUAUGUGCAAGAUUUUGAUCCACAUACUUCGCCAUUGGCCGGACAAAAGAUUGCAAGGUUUUUCUCCCAGGUGAGUUGCAAUCUCGAUUUUCCACAGCUUAGCUCUUUCAACUUACUCUUAUUUUUCGUUGAAGAGCAAUGAAAUUGGUCAUAGUUUUGCUCUACCAAACAAUUUCUUAUAUUCCCCUGAAUCUUAUCUAUCUUAUAUUGUCAACAUUAUGUACAUAAAUGAUUGUUAUUAUUCUCCGUGAAACUUUUAUCCACUGGAUUCCACUUAA
This is a messenger RNA of Dendrobium catenatum, 4084 nucleotides long. Its product is annotated as alpha-mannosidase 2. Gene Ontology annotation, molecular function: alpha-mannosidase activity; carbohydrate binding. The record is from RefSeq and is a predicted model, not a curated record. Gene Ontology annotation, cellular component: Golgi membrane. The coding region runs from base 100 to 3615 and encodes 1171 amino acids. The transcript is spliced from 4 exons. NCBI's taxonomy places the organism in Eukaryota, Viridiplantae, Streptophyta, Magnoliopsida, Asparagales, Orchidaceae. Gene Ontology annotation, biological process: mannose metabolic process; protein deglycosylation; N-glycan processing.